AAGAUAGCUCCGUUUUAGUACCAAAAAUCCGGAAAUAUUUCCCACAGCCUCAAUCUCUUUUCUCACUAGAACUAGAGGCAGCUAAUCUUGUAGUUUUGUAACCAAGAAAUAAUUUAGAUCACGUGUCGUUGCCUUAAAAACUGCGUCAAGAACACGACCAGAACAGCAUCGUCCUGAUGGCACCAGAAAAUGCCACCUCCUCUCUGACCCUUCCCAGCACAAUGUCCGAAGACGAAAGAUACCGAACAUCGACCCAGUACCGGCUCUGGUCCUAUACUCCCCAAGCUCUCCUCGCCCUCCGUACCACCACCAACCAAAUAGCUGCGGACCGUGUCCGUGAAGCUGUUCGACGAAUACGGGAAGCGCGGAAUAUCUCCUCGGCUGAUACCAGUGAAGCUGAGAAUGGGCGGUCUGCAUCUGCGGCUAUCCCAGAGGGUGAGGUGGACUGUUUGACGGUUGAGGAGGAGUUGAAGCUUGUGGCUUUCUAUUCUCGGCAGACGCUUCAGCUGGGGGAUCAUUUGAAGGUCCCUACAGAUGUCAAGGCCACGGCAAUUCAGUACAUGAAGCGAUUCUACAUUACGAACUCUCUCAUGACUUACCACCCCACCGAUAUCCUCAAAACAGCCCUCUUUUUCGCCACCAAGACUGAGAAUCACUACUUCAGACUCACAAAAUUCGCUGAUGCGAUUGGAAAGACAAAGCCGGAGGAUGUGCUUGCUUCAGAGUUCCUGCUCACCCAAGGGUUGAGGUUUACAUUCGAUGUACGACAUCCAUUCAGAGCUUUAGAAGGAGCAAUUAUGGAGUUAGAAGCUUUUGCGAAGGGAGGUGUUCCUCCUCUGCCUGGAGCAUUGAUCGUGGAGGGGACGUUGGCAGACAUGGAAAAGAGGGUAAAGAUUGCCCAUGGAAAGGCGAGGGAGUACCUGAAGAUCAGUGCGGCGUUGACGGAUGUCUAUUUUCACUAUACACCGAGUCAGAUCAUGAUGGCGGCUUUGAUGAUUGCCGAUCACGAGUUGGUGCAAUGGUACAUUGGGGUCAAGUUUCCUGCUGCAGAUGGAGUUAUGCUUUCCAAAGUACUGGAGGUGAUUGAGAAGUGCGCGGAUAUGCUGAAAACGGUGGCCCCUAAUUCCGAACCUUCUGCAGCAGAGAAGAAAGAGUUGUCGGCUUUGGCGAAGAAGUUGAAAAAGUGUAGGAAUCCGGAGAAAAUGGACCUGGUUGCUUUGCAGAGGGCGAAGAGGGAAGGUGACGGAGAGGAUGAGGAGAAGAUUGUCAAGAAGAGGAAGCUAGAACGAGAGUCAUCUGCGAGAGAGGCUGAUGAUUUGUUUGGUCCACCAAUCAAGAAGGAAUGAAAGGGCUCUUCCGGACGGUGAUCGAAGUCAUUUAGCAAGGCGUCUGGGUUUUACUUGCAUAUGGGCGGAGUUUGGAGGAAGGCAAUUACGAAAAAUAAAAGUAAUGCUUGAUUGCGAGUAUGUCUGGCUUACAUAGUUUGGAACAUUUUCAGACUUUGUUUCCCCAAUGCUAUAAUUUCGUAACUCGCUCAAAUCCGAAGACCAACUUUCGAAAGACCAUGUCAGACAGCAAGAGCUCAUCUAAACUGUUUGCUCCUACUCUUGACUCGUAUUUCGGUCAUGAUUGUACAUCUGUUGAAUCAUAGGUAAUGUCACAUUCUUGAUAUGGACAUUGUCAGAGCCAUUCCCCUCUAGUAUAGAUUUCGACAUUGAAAGCAGGAAAGU
Messenger RNA from Mollisia scopiformis, 1730 nucleotides. RefSeq names its product cyclin-like protein. Gene Ontology annotation, biological process: regulation of transcription by RNA polymerase II; regulation of cyclin-dependent protein serine/threonine kinase activity. The transcript has 2 exons. Bases 222 to 1346 code for a protein of 374 amino acids. Gene Ontology annotation, molecular function: cyclin-dependent protein serine/threonine kinase regulator activity. Gene Ontology annotation, cellular component: nucleus; transcription factor TFIIK complex. The record is from RefSeq and is a predicted model, not a curated record. Lineage: Eukaryota; Fungi; Ascomycota; Leotiomycetes; Helotiales; Mollisiaceae.